AUGGGGAAACCUUUUAUUGUUCUUGUUAUUUGUAAUUUGAUGGUUGUAUUGUGGGUGUCAUGGAGUUUGAUAAACGAUGGAGAUGUCAUAAAACGCAUGAUAGCCUUUUCUAGCAGUCAUCCAGUUAUUCGAUUACUCCCGCCCACGAGUUUCAUGGAUCCACCGCUUCCCCAAGGCCAUCCCUGCCUCAGAUUCCAAAGUCCCUGUUGGUUUGGGCAGUGUCAGGUCUGCUAUCUUCCAGUAGACCAAGCACUGAAAGCACUGCCCCCGCAAGGGAUCUUCCCAGAACUUAUUCUCUCGAAGCUUGCUUAUCUCCACCGUGCAGACUCACGAAACUCCACACCAUUUGGCGGAAGUUUCAGCCUUGAAGAGCGAGAGAGAUCCUUCAAGAUCCAAGAGUCGAUGGAAGUUCCGUGUGGAUUCACCAGGGCCGGAGUGGAGCCAGGGAGAGAGGGCUCCGGAUUCGAGAUCCAGGACGAGGCAGACAUGGAUUACCUCCGAGAAUGCAGGGGAAUCGUGGUGGCGUCCGCAAUCUUUGGCAACUAUGACGUGCUCAAGCAGCCCAAAAAGCUGAGCAGCACCAGCGCCAGGACGGUUUGCUUCGCGAUGUUCGUCGACGUCGAAACGCUGGAAUCUUUCCGGAUCGAAGGAGCUCAAGCUGGGGCGUGGCGGACCAUCCUCGUACGAAGCAACGCAUAUGAGGGAGACAACCGAUACAAGGGCAAGAUUCCAAAGAUGCUACUGCACAGGCUUGUCCCAAACGCGCGCUUCUCCAUCUGGAUCGACGCCAAGCUCCAGAUGGUGGUGGAUCCCAUCCAGAUCCUCGAGAGAUUCCUGUGGAGGAGCAACGACACCAUGGCCAUCUCCAACCAUUUCGAGCGCGCGGACGCGUUCCAGGAGGCCGAGGCCAUCAUCCGGGAGCGGAGGUACCACAGCAAGGCCAAGCUCGAUGCCCAGAUGGACUUCUACCGUACGCACGAGGGGCUCCUUCCGUAUGAUCGCGCCGCCAGGAUGCCGCUGGUGAGCGACGUCCCCGAGAGCUGCGUUGUGCUGAGGGAGCACACGCCGCUCACCAAUCUCUUCUCGUGCCUCUGGUUCAACGAGCUGGACAGGUUCACGCCGCGCGAUCAGGUGAGCUUCGCGGUGGUGCGUGACAAGAUCAUCGCGCAAGUUCCGUGGCGGAUCAACAUGUUUGAGGAUUGUGAGAGGCGGAACUUUGUGUGGACGAUGCGGCACAAACGAGAGGAUUGA
Molecule: messenger RNA, 1251 nt
Organism: Selaginella moellendorffii
Lineage: Eukaryota; Viridiplantae; Streptophyta; Lycopodiopsida; Selaginellales; Selaginellaceae
Exons: 1
Coding region: 1-1251 (416 amino acids)
Source: RefSeq, a predicted model, not a curated record